AAAUGUUGCCAUGCGCAGAAGUGCGACCACCAUCGGUACAGAAUUAUCAGGAAAAUUCAAUUUCAAAAGUUGCACUGUAAUGAACGGUAUAAAAUGCCAAAAAGACCGUACCCUGAAGAUGACGAUAAUCAACCAAUAAAGAAACAGCAAAAUUCCAAAACCAAGUCACGAAACAUCAGGUCUUCAUCUUCAGAAAGAACGUUGCAAUUAUUAUACGAAGGGGCCGCAAAACUUGAUUAUUACCUUGAAACCAAAAAAGAGCAAUCCAAAGUUGUAUGUACAGGCUGUUCGAAACCUAUGGCGGGCACAAUUAGUUGUAAUUAUUGCGAACACGACGUUUGUUGCGAUUGUAAAAAUACGUGUUAUAAAUGUUGUAAUGAAUUUUGCUCCAAGUGCUCUUUUCUUACGUAUGACCAAAAUGAGGCAGUUUGCUACACAUGCUGCACGUAUUGAAAAUGAUAGUGGAUUGUAAAUAGUCACAUAAUUUAUAAUUUAUUUUCAAAUCAACUGGAAUAUCAAUGUGUAUUUUAUUUUGAA
Molecule: messenger RNA, 537 nt
Organism: Zophobas morio
Lineage: Eukaryota; Metazoa; Arthropoda; Insecta; Coleoptera; Tenebrionidae
Exons: 4
Coding region: 94-453 (119 amino acids)
Source: RefSeq, a predicted model, not a curated record